Ectocarpus siliculosus is the source of this 2496-nucleotide messenger RNA. The record is from the annotation of a GenBank genome assembly. Lineage: Eukaryota; Phaeophyceae; Ectocarpales; Ectocarpaceae.
AUGCUGUGGACGGGGGUCUGGACCCUGCUCGAUAGGCACGUUCCUGGCGGGACGGGGUUGUGGAAAGAGCUAGGCCUGGCGGUGGCUGGCGCUUGGAUCAUGGUCUGGACCAGAACCUUUUUUUCGAACGCAGGCAUGGAUUCUUUGGACCAGGAGGGCUCGCUAUCCGAGAUGGGCUCGCUACUGGUUCAGGGCAGGCUCCGCUGGCGCGACGAAGCCAAGUUCUACGCCAGGAGCCUCCUAGCGAUCGUGGGGUCGAUCCUCUUUUGGGACGGCGUUUACGAUCUCUGCGACGAGCACACCUGGGAAGGAACUCUGACGUACAACUUGGUCUGCGCUUCACUCGGCGGUGCCGGCAUGGUUUGGGUCAUGACUAGCGAAGACGAGGACGAGCGCAUGCGCGGGGACGAUAUCGGUGGCGGGCCCGCUGCGAUGAUGGCGUCUGCAGCAAAUCGGUCGGGCGGGCGCUCGUCCAGGCUCGGCCCGGGCAACAGGGGCAGGCUUUACGCGAAGGCGCUGUUCUGCAACGUGUGCGGUGUCGUGUUCUGGAAGGGUGUGGAAGAAAUCAUCGAGGACAACGGGCCGAACAAGGACUGGACCGGGCUUGUGUUCUUCGUGAUCGGGAUCUCGAUCCUCAUCGCCACCGAUAGGCUGUCCAUGAACAGCGGGCUUGAAGACGGCUUGCCCCCCGCGGUGGAUAUUCAGGCUGGGCCGGCAGCCUGCACGAUAGAGACCGCGGCAUGGGACGCGAGCAGCAGUAACCCCGAUCUCAGGGCGCCUUCAUCAUCGCCGCUGUUGCUAGACGUCGUCGUCAACGACCUCUCGUGCCCUGGUUGUAGUCGGCUGGUAGCCGCCCCGACGUCCUUUGGCGGCGGCAACGUUCGCAGCCCGUGCGGGGGGGAAGGGGCGGGCUCGAGGCGGAGGGGGAGAGGCUGCGUUGAAGUCCCGCGGUGGGUCACGACGGCGGCGGAGCUCACGGGAGUGGUGUUUGCGUGGACGGGGAUAGAGUGGUACGUGUGGGAGGGGGACUACAUACCCGACAGCGCGCUUCGGGAUCUUGGGUAUAUUGCGGUGGGCCUUGGGAUUCUGGUCGGCACCGGGACCUUCUUCAACCUGGCGGGCACGAUAAGCCCCGUCGCCGCCCUCAAGCAGGUGCAUCAGCACAACCGACACGAGGAGGCGAUGCCGCUUUUGUCCAACUUUGACCAGCCUGAGACCGAACCAGAUACCCAUAGCCAUGUCACUGAAGCCCGGGCGGCGUUUGAUGUGACCGCCUCUCUUCCCCCAGCAUCUCAGUAUGCGUUCUUUGGGGUCGGCUGAUAGGCCGGGAUCACGACGUAAGACAAUGUACUGAUUUGUACAGUCUUUUUUUGUCAAGAAUCUCAAGAAAUUGUUUUUGGGUGUAUCACUAUGUACUGAUUUGUCCUCGCUGUCGGUUUGAACAGUGCUCGCUAUUUGGCAUGUUCUCGCAUCACGCUCUGCAGCAAUGCUCUCUUUUACCGGCUCCGGAAGGAGAUCUUGAUUUUGGAAAACAUGCAAAAAUACAUUAAGACUACCCCAACCACAGCAGUCGAAGGGGACGUUCACGGUGAGAAUAGAGUAACCCCUGGGGUGACGGUGCGGCGGUGUCAACUGUGAUUUUGUUAUCAUUAAGAGAGCGAGCCCCCUGCUAUGUUUUUUUGUGAGUUCGUCUCUUUGAGUGUUUGGUCUUUAGGGCGCUCUCCGGCAGAGGAUAGGCGGGAAGGGUGCCGCUACCGUUUUGUCCCAUUCACAGUAAGUCGGGCACGACGCCUUCUCUGGAGCCCCCGCCCAAAAUCCCUUGUUGAGAAUCCGAGGGGUGUCCCGGAGGACUGGAUGUAGCUGCACUCCCGAUUUAUCAUUCGGCAGUAACUUUUGUUUAUCGUGUUUCGUGUGCGCUUUCCGUGCUCCGAUGGACUUGAUCACCGCGAAUAUUUGAGAUGUUUCGUCUUUGCUCUCGAAAGUCAGAUGCACGUGAAGACCAGUGGCAGGCGGUGGGCAUGUGCGGUUGGGUGCGUCGGUGGCGCUUGCUUGUGUUGGGUGCUGUCAGUGGCUGUGUGGUGGACCGUUAUUUUCGCCUUUUAAAUGUAUUUACGUUGUUCUGUGUUUCUCAUGUGCUGUGUUUUUGUAUAUGUUUAUAUUCAUUAGUUUUUUAUUAGGUUGUGUGUUUACCUACUGCGUGGUUUGCCAGUCCCGGCUGACCAAUAACUAUAAUGAUUCGUCUCUGUACGGGAAGACAUGGAAUGCUUGUUGGCCCUUCCCUGGUCAGUUGGGAGUGGGGAGGAGGGACGGCCGGCAGGAAGAUAUAAACGGGGUACAAGUAGUCUAUCUCUGGCGUUAUGUACACGUUCUACACGGGUGUGCAUAGGUGCGUGUGCUUCGUUUGUUUGCAUUUUCGCGGAGGCGUGCUCAUUUUUCUUGGGUAACAUGGACCGCGCUAACCGGCUGGCCAAGGAAAGACGAGAGGAAAAAUUCGAG